AGUGGACUGAUCUCAUGAGGAAGAAGCUGGGGCUAUAAGUCUCAAAGCUGACAGGUUCAGAAAAGCAAAACAGAAGCUGAAAAACUUGUAUUUCGCAGGUGUGAGGUGCUUGGUAAAUAACACUCCAUUUUGGUUUAUUAAAACGUUUAAUUUUGCAUCUUUUUAAUGUUUUUUGUUUGUUUUAUUAAUGUAGUGAUUUAACAAAGCAGGAAACAAUAAAAAAAAAAAUUGUUGUUAGACCAAACUAAACAUUCAGCACAGACCACUACCAAAGAGAAACAGAACUCCAUCUCUGGUGAUGCUGCUCUUCUGUACUGCAGUUCACCGCCAGACCUCACGACGGCGACAAGCUAUAUACCAUGAUGCGAAAGGACCGGCGCCGGAAGUUUCAGCUGGCUAGGAAUACAUUGCUACAUGACUACUUACCCGAAAGCUAGGUGGCGUUGACAACAUAAGUUAUAGUCAUGGCUACUGGAGCUGACGUGAGGGACAUUCUGGAGUUGACAGGAGGGGACAAUGAUGCUCCCAUCAGUAAGAAGGAUUUCAUCAACUCGGAAAAGAAAAAAGCCAAGAAGACAACAGAAGCGCUGACCUUCAAGAGACCAGAGGGAAUGCACCGGGAGGUCUAUGCGCUGCUCUACUCAGAUAAAAAAGAUGCGCCGCCUCUGUUGCCUAGCGAUACAACUCAGGGCUACAGGACCGUCAAGGCCAAGUUGGGCUGUAAAAAGGUGCGUCCCUGGAAGUGGAUGCCCUUCACGAAUCCUGCCCGCAAAGAUGGAGCCAUAUUCCAUCACUGGAGACGCACAGCCGAGGAGGGCAAAGACUAUCCGUUUGCACGCUUCAACAAGACGGUGCAGGUGCCGGUGUACUCGGAGCAGGAGUAUCAGUUGUAUCUCCAUGACGACGGCUGGACCAAAGCGGAGACGGACCACCUCUUUGACCUGUGCAAGCGCUUCGACCUGCGCUUCGUGGUGGUCCACGACCGCUACGACCACCAGCAGUACAGGAAGCGCUCAGUGGAAGACCUGAAAGAGCGAUACUAUUGCAUUUGCGGCAAGCUGAUGAAGGUGCGCGCAGCAUCGGGGGCGGAGCCAAAGAUCUACAUAUUUGACGCUGGCCACGAGAGGCGCAGGAAAGAACAGCUGGAUAAGCUGUUCAACCGCACACCUGAGCAGGUGGCGGAAGAGGAGUAUCUGACCACAGAGCUACGGAAGAUCGAGGGCAGAAAGAAAGAGCGGGAAAAGAAGGCCCAGGACCUGCAGAAACUCAUCAAGGCCGCAGACACCAACACAGAGUUGAGGCGUGCGGAGAAGCGGGUUUCUAAGAAGAAGCUCCCCCAGAAAAGAGAAACAGAGAAGCCGGCCGUUCCAGAGACAGCAGGCAUCAAAUUCCCAGACUUCAAGUCUGCAGGUGUCACACUCCGCAGCCAGAGGAUGAAGCUGCCUAGCUCUGUAGGGCAGAAGAAGAUUAAAGCCAUUGAGCAGAUCCUGACGGAACAAGGAGUGGACCUCAACCCCAUGACCACGGAGGAGAUCGUGCAGAUGUUCAACGAGCUGCGCAGCGACCUGGUGCUGGUCUACGAGCUGAAGCAGGCGCUCAGCAACUGUGAGUACGAGCAGCAGAUGCUGCGGCAUCGCUACGAGGCCCUGCUGAAGGCUGGCGGCGGCGGCGGCGGCGGCUUCCAGGGGGUCGUGACGGUGUCCACGCCCCAGGCGGCGGAGCCCAACGUGGGCAACAGCGGCAGCGUCACGCCGUGCACCCCCGGAGGAGAUGCCCUGGCCUGGCCCGGCCUCAUGGACGACAUCAAGGUGGAGGCCAAGGAGCAGAUUAUCGACGUGGUGGGCGCGCCGCUCACCCCCAACUCGCGCAAACGGAGAGAGUCGGCCUCCAGCUGCUCUUCGGUGAAGAAGAUGAAGAAACCUUGAUGAUGAAGAUGAAAGCGCCUCCACACACACACACACACACACACACACACACACCGAGUGGGAUGACGUGUCACCCGUUUUCAUCACUGGCUUAAUGUCCCCCAUGGCCUCCUGCGCGGACACACAGCUAUAUCCACUCCUCUAAGUAACUAACUAACUAACUGGGCUCGCUCCAUGCAAGCAACACACACAAACACACGCACACACACACACACACACACACACACACACACACACAAGGGGGCACAGGGGUGGACACACACACGGUGUCACCCACACGCUAUGGAGACAAAGGCUACAACUGAGUGACAUUCCAUUUCAUUACCCCUCCUCGUGGGGCCCUCGGUCGGCACUCUGGCCCCUCAGAUGAGGCCCAGAUCAACUGUAAAUUGCCCGGCCAAGCUAAUAGGGCCACGGGGAAGGAGUGGGAGAACCGGCUGGGGUAAUUGAAAUGAAUUGAAAUGAAAAGCAGGAAGUGUGUGUGUGGGAGAGCGAGGAGAUCCUUAAGCUAUCGGUUUAGUUCAGAGGGUUUUCUUUUUAGGGUAAUCAUGCCAUGCUGUUUACUGGCGGCCGGGCUGACUUUUCUGUUUAAGCCGUGCUACCUUCAAGCUGGCGUCUCAUCUUGACAUCUCUCUCUCUCUCUCCCCCUCUCUCCCUCUCUCUCUCUCUCUCUCUCUCCCCCCACCUCUUUCUUUGUUGAUGUGACCAUUUUGUUUCUGUGUGAUACAUUUGUUUUUGUAAAGGAAAUGAGGCCCAGAGUUGGCUUGAGGCCUGUGUCCUCAAGCAACCUUGAAGAAGCCUUUUUCAAACAUUUAAUAAACCUUGUGUUUUUUUUCUACAUCUUGGAUGGAUUUACGUCACAGCAAAGUGCCUGUGUCCUUCCCGCCCUCCUCUGUGUUGUCCGCACACUCAUACUUGAGCUCUUGACUGGAAAACAAUUAGUGGGGAAACUAUAUUUGCUGUGGAAAUUGUGAGUUCAUGACAUUUCUACCUUGGCUGUCGUCCCCUUUAAGUGACAGCUAAUGACUUCAUUAAUAUGAUAAUUAAGCUGUGAUCAUUCUUAGAUUGCCACCGCCAUGGAAACUUCAUUUGGUUUCUUCCCUCGCAUAAUAUUGCUAAUUGCAUGUCAAUUAUGUCAUUUAGCCUACUUAGACAUUAAUUUCUAUGCAAAUGUUAUAUAGCAUGGUGUGGAGGACUGCCGUAGUGCACGUGGAUGGGGCUUCAGUUUUUUCACGUAUUACCUGAACAAACUGAACUCUUCCAAGAACAACUUGCAAAAAAUUCAAGUUCUGACAAUUGUCACCAAAGGUUUAUUUUCUAAAGCAUUCAAAUAAUGGCCCAGUGUACCUGGUUGGAUAUUAAUUAUCCAACUGUUUUUUUCGAUAUUCAUUCUCGAAUACAUACAUUUUCUUCCUUGGAAAUUGUUCCCCCAAACCUGUUCAUCCUCUAUGGUAUGAGACCCGUUGUAACCCUCUCCAUCUCUGUUAACGGUGCCCUGACAUUUCCCCCGUGAGACACGCACACAAUCUGUGCUAGCGGUAGGCUAGCAUUUCCAUCACCACCUGACUUCCUGGUUGUACAGCUCUAAUAAGUAUCGCUACGGUUACCAGAGUAAACCUAUAUCCACACACUCUAUAAGCCAUCGGCUUGAGAGGAGGAAGGAGUAAACACGAGGAGAAAAUGGAUUCUCGGUGUCUAUAUUUCAUGUUGAAAAUUGGCUUGUAAAUCCAGCCGGUUUGAUCUAUGGAACCCGUCAUUGCUUGGAAAAACCUCCGUAAAUGUGUAAUUUCUCCCUUGACGGAACACAGCAAAAGGGGCUAUCUUUCUUUUCAGUACUCCGCCUCCUCUCUCUGUUCUUUCAUUUUUUUGGUCGAUCUUUCCCAGGCCGGUCUUGGAUUAAUGUUAGGCCUCCCUUCCUCCCUCUCUCUUUCUCUCUCUCAACCGCGCUCCCCUGAAAUCUGCGCUUCAUCAAGGCUUGUCCAUUUAUCAAAAAUAAGGCAUCUCCCUCUUUCUCUCUCCGUCCCAGCCUCAAGUUAUAUGGCAGGUACCGUGUAAGAUGGGCUUCAAGAAGGUGGAGGUUAUUAAUAAAAAGGUCUAAAUUGAAAAUGAGUAGGCGUGGAUGCAUCACCAAUCAUGUGUGAAUGAUAAAGACCUCCACCACAACCACCACCACCUCCGCCCACC
Molecule: messenger RNA, 4109 nt
Organism: Gadus chalcogrammus (walleye pollock)
Lineage: Eukaryota; Metazoa; Chordata; Actinopteri; Gadiformes; Gadidae
Gene: dmap1
Product: DNA methyltransferase 1 associated protein 1
Exons: 11
Coding region: 465-1925 (486 amino acids)
Biological process (GO): chromatin remodeling; DNA repair; negative regulation of transcription by RNA polymerase II
Cellular component (GO): nucleus; Swr1 complex; NuA4 histone acetyltransferase complex
Molecular function (GO): transcription corepressor activity
Source: RefSeq, a predicted model, not a curated record